Closterium sp. NIES-65 is the source of this 1380-nucleotide messenger RNA. Lineage: Eukaryota; Viridiplantae; Streptophyta; Zygnematophyceae; Desmidiales; Closteriaceae. The record is from the annotation of a GenBank genome assembly.
AUGAGAUCUGCUAGAUUGACAGAGGUUCCUGCAAGGGCUGAUUCUCUCAAGGGGUGGACAGACCUGCGACUGGCCGCUCAAGUCAACUACCGCCAUGCCUCCUCCUCCCACCAGGUGUGUUUUACAGCACCGGUGCCUGGCCCCUACCUGCUCUCGCUGCAUCUGCUCUUCAUCAAUGCCUUCCAGCUGCGCACCAACCGCUCCCCCGCCUUCAACCACGGCUAUGCCGGGUACGAGCUGGUGUUUGCUCGAGUGAUCCGGGUGGUGGCCCCUCCAACGUACUUCCCCCUAGCACUCCGCGCCCUGCUGCCAUGGUGCACGGCGGACAUGCUGCGCACGCACGGCAACCAGGGGUACUGGCUGCAGCACAAGUGGAUGCCCCAUGCCUGCCGCCUGCGCACUGUCACCCCCGUCGAUGCCCUCUCCUGCUUCCACCGCCAUAAAAACGUCCUCAUCAUGGGCGACUCCGAGAUGCGCUUCUUCUUUGGCUUUCUCACCCACUUCCUGGUCAACCGCACGCGCGGGACGUAUCUGCGCUCCAUGGGGGGCGACCUGCAGGCACGUCACUGCAUGGAUUCCUGCCCCUCGCUCUUGCACUGCUCCCUGCUGAUCGCGCCUACGCUACGCUACAUCCUGCAUCCUUCCACCCUUCACCACGCUCCAUCCCUUGGCACUGCACCACACCACACCCAUGUACGCCCAUCACCCCGGCAGGCCUUUCACGGGUUGCAAAGCCUCCCCAAGACCACCAAUUACACGGACGGCAGCGGGGAGCUCCUGCGCACGCCAGUGCCCUUCCCCCCACCCCGCUUCACCUUCUACGGAGGGCUCCACAAUGGCUUCACGCGCCAACAGUUCAAUGUGAGCAUGCGUGGGCGUACUUACCUCUUUAAUCUGACGUACGCGUCUCACAUGGGGGCGAAGCACGAGGUGCUGCCGGGGUGGAUGUACAACACGAGCCUCACGGGGGGCGAGGUGGUGAGCCGCCCAGACACACCCUUCCGCCUCGCCGCCUACGGCUCUUCGCUGCAUGACCUCAUCACAUUGGAUACUGCGCAGGACUAUGCACGCGUCGCUCGCUCGCAUCUACUGCCCAGCCUGCGACGGCUCUUGCAGGACCCGCGGCGGGUGACCGCGUUUGGGCCGUGGGCGGCCCGGGAGGACAGCAAGCCGCGCUGGAUGCUCUUCAAGAGCGACAACGUGCGCGGCCUGGCCUUCGAGCAGGAAGCUGCCAGGGUGCUGCCAAGGGAAGGGUUUGGUAACUUCAUCCCGUUGACAAUGCUCACUCUUCCUCGCCCGGAUUUGACCAUAGACAGCACACACUACUCCUGGGUUGUUACACUUGCUAUGCUGGACCUAUGGUUAACUACUGUAUGUUAA